Molecule: messenger RNA, 3456 nt
Organism: Dissoconium aciculare CBS 342.82
Lineage: Eukaryota; Fungi; Ascomycota; Dothideomycetes; Mycosphaerellales; Dissoconiaceae
Exons: 4
Coding region: 1-3456 (1151 amino acids)
Biological process (GO): phospholipid biosynthetic process
Molecular function (GO): calcium ion binding; phosphatidylserine decarboxylase activity
Source: RefSeq, a predicted model, not a curated record
AUGGUCUCCCGACCAACCCUCCCUAAAUACCUUUCGCUGCACAGGUCCAAAAGCGCGACUCGAGGUUCCGCCAACUCCGCUUCAGAGCCCAUCACUCCGCCUGCAAACCAAAGUCGCCAAACUAGCCCCGGUCAGUCCGCCAACAUGUCUGGCUCGGCGCAGAAGUCCCCAGGCGACCAGCGAGGUGAUCACAAAGGCAUGGGCCUCGUCCUGCGCGUCCAGGUCAUCAAAGGACGUGGCCUCGCAGCCAAGGACAAAUCCGGCACCUCGGAUCCAUUCCUGGUACUCGCUUUGGGCGACUCGAAGCAGGCCACGGGCACCAUGCAGAAGACUUUGAACCCGGAAUGGAACCAGACCCUAGAAUUCCCCGUCGUCUCGGCGGAUUGCGCCUUGCUGCGGGUGGUGUGCUGGGACAAAGAUCGGUUCAAGAAGGACUACAUGGGCGAGUUUGACGUUGCGAUCGAGGACAUCUUCCACGCGGGAGUGACGACUCCAGAUUCGAAAUGGCACCGCCUCGAGGGAAGGCGGACCGGUGGGAAAAAGAAGAAAGAUGAGAAUGUCUCGGGCGAGGUGCAGCUGAAAUUUACCUUGUACGAUGCCAUCAACACGUCCGCCACAUCACAGCAUGUCAUGUCGAAGCUGGUGGGAAUCAUCGGAGAUCUCGGACAGGAUGACGAGGACGAGGACGAGGAGGACCUGUUGGAAUUGACCAACAGCGGCGAGCAGGAAUUGGACGACUUGGCGGAAGAGGACGAUGACAAGGAGCCGUCGGACGAGACUGACGGUGGCGCUCACACACCCGGCGGUAUUGCUGAUCAACAGCAGAAGAAACGUCGGCGUCGACGACUCAGGAGGAAACGCAACCAAAAAGCGCUUCAAUCAUACGAGUUUGGUGUCACCUCGGAUGUCUCGGGCGUGUUGUUUCUGGAGAUUGGCAAGAUCACAGACUUGCCCCCAGAGAAGAACAUGACCGGCACAACUUUCGACAUGGAUCCGUUCGUUGUGACAUCGCUGGGCCGAAAGACUUAUCGCACCAGAGUCGUCAAUCAUAAUCUCAAUCCGGUGUUCGAUGAGAAACUGGUAUUCUCCGUGCAGAAGCACGAGCUCAACUUCAGUCUAUCGUUCUCUGUUGUGGACCGCGAUAAGUUCAGCGGCAACGACUUCGUCGGCACAGCGACUUUUCCGCUCGAUCAGAUCAGGGCUGCCGCACCCGAAGCGGACCCAGAGACCGGCUUGUAUCAAUUGCCUGAUCCGGAUGCGAUUGUCGAAGGAGAGCGAGAACGACGAAAGCGCUUCCGUCUGCCCAUGUCGAGAAGCACUAGUCAGACCAACGUGGGCCGGGUCAGCCGGAACACCUCUGCCAACAAUCUGAAAACUUUGGGACUGACAUCGGAGGCGAAAGCUGCGGCAAUUUCCGGACGGCCACUUCUAGCGCAUGGCGUCUCAGAGUUGUCAAUUGCGGACGGCUCAAGGCCUCCGCUGUCACAGAUGAACAGCAGCGUCCCCAGUGUCACAAGCAACCCCGCUGAUGAUUCCGAACCUCUUCAUGGUCACGAGGCUGACCUCAAGUCGUAUGAGAUACCUCUGGAGUUGAAGAACAAGUCGCGUUGGGAAGACAAGCACCGGCCUGUGCUCUACAUCAAAGCGAAAUACCUUCCAUAUCAGGCACUACGACAGCAAUUCUGGCGAGUCCUGCUCCGUCAGUACGACGCCGACGAAAGCGGAAGGAUCGACAAGGUCGAACUGGUCACGAUGCUGGAUAGUCUGGGCAGCACUUUGCACAACAAGACCAUCGACGGCUUCUUCAAGCGCUGGCAAAAUGUGAACGGCGGAGUCGAAUUCCUCACCGCUGAUCAGGCCGUCAUUUGCUUGGAAGAACAGCUCAACAAGACCGUCCGUCACAACCAUCGCUUUUCGGAAUUGUACGAUCACAUCGCGAAGCCUCACGUCUUCCAUCAUCAAUCGGCGGAACGCAGUCCAGUGGGAGGUAAUACACCCAACAUGACUGCCUCCGAUUCCGCGCCGUUCAUGCCUCCUGGGACCGCGCAGAUUCCCAAAUUGGAAGUGAGCGAAUUGACAGAGGAAGGCGAGCCGAAGAGACUCAAUGUGACUGGAACCGAGUCCCCCGGUGAAAUGGAUCUCGAGGGCGACCUCAAUGAUGAUCCCGAAAGCAAGGAGGAGCAUGUCGUCCAGAUCCAUGAGUGUCCAGUCUGUCAUCAGCCCCGACUUGCCAGGGGACGACGUACCACCGAUGCCGACAUCAUCACGCACAUUGCGACAUGCGCCAGUAGUGAUUGGCGUGCGGUGAAUAACCUAGUCAUGGCAGGGUUUGUGACCAGUUCGCAGGCACAAAGGAAAUGGUACUCCAAGGUCAUUUCGAAGGUCUCUUACGGCGGCUACAAGCUCGGUGCCAACAGUGCCAACAUCCUAGUUCAGGAUCGAAUCACCGGAAUGAUCAACGAGGAGCGGAUGAGUGUUUACGUACGGUUGGGCAUCCGCCUGCUGUACAAGGGCCUCAAAAGUAGGGAAAUGGAGAAGAAAAGGGCUCGCAAGCUCUUGAAAUCCUUGUCGAUCAAGCAAGGCCGCAAGUACGACGACCCCGCCUCGGCGGCCCAGAUCCCCGGCUUCAUCAAUUUCCACCAACUGGACAUGAGCGAAGUCCUCCGCCCGACCGAAUCCUUCAAGAACUUCAACGAGUUCUUCUACCGCGCCCUCAAACCCAACGCCCGGCCCUGCUCCGCCCCGGAGAACCCGCACGUCAUCGUCAGCCCGGCCGACUGCCGCUCCGUCGUCUUCAACCAACUCGACGACGCCCAGGCCAUCUGGGUCAAAGGCCGCGAGUUCAGCGUCGAGCGCCUCCUCGGCGACGCCUACCCGGAGGACGCCAAACGCUUCCGCAACGGCGCCCUCGGCAUCAUGCGCCUCGCCCCGCAGGACUACCACCGCUUCCACAUCCCCGUCGACGGCAUCAUGGGCGAGCCCAAGCUCAUCGAGGGCGAAUACUACACCGUCAACCCCAUGGCCAUCCGCUCCGCCCUGGACGUCUACGGCGAGAACGUCCGCGUCUGCGUCCCCAUCGACUCGGAACGCCACGGCCGCGUCAUGGUCAUCUGCGUCGGCGCCAUGAUGGUCGGCUCCACCGUCAUCACCCGCUCCGCCGGCGAGAAGGUCCGCCGCGCCGAGGAGCUGGGUUACUUCAAAUUCGGCGGCUCCACCAUCCUCUUGCUCUUCGAACCCGGUGCCAUGCAGUUCGACGAGGACCUGGUGGCGAACAGCAAGGAGGCGCUCGAGACUUUGAUCCGUGUCGGAAUGUCCAUCGGUCGCACCCACUCCCAUCCGCCGCAUACCCCCGACAUGCAGAAAGCCAACCCCACGCCGGCGGAACAGGAGGAGGCGCGCAGGAAAAUCGCCGGCUCGCUCUCGGAGAACACGGGGGCCACUGCGCUGGGACUUUGA